AUGGCGCCCGGCACCUCGCAGCAGCCGGCCAAGUACCAGUAUGUGUACACUGCUGGGAAACCAAAGAUUCUUCCCGUCGACGAGGUCCCACAAGGAGAGGAGAGUCCCGCUGAAUACAAUACUGGUGGCUAUCUCCCUGUAAGACUCACCGAUACUUUCAAAUCCGGUCGGUAUACUGUUGUCCGGAAACUAGGCUGGGGCCAUUUUUCAACGGUUUGGUUGGUCAGGGACACUGAACGCAAUCGACACUCCGCCCUCAAAGUGGUGAAAUCAGCUGGGCGCUAUGCAGAGACCGCGAGGGACGAGAUCAAGCUGCUUUCUCGAGUAGCUGCUGCUUCGCCCCUCCAUCCUGGUCGACAACACAUCGUCUCGUUCAUGGACUCGUUUUCACACGAGGGCCCGGAGUCAUCUCAUAUUUGCAUAGUAUUCGAACCUCUCGGCGAAAAUCUCCUUGCUCUAAUAGAGAGAAAUCGUCGCAAGGGUGUCCCUCGUGCGUUGGUCAAGAUCAUAGCAAGACAAGUUCUCUUGGGCCUCGAAUAUCUGCAUGACGAAUGUGAUCUGGUUCAUACCGACAUAAAGCCGGAAAAUAUACCAGUCAUCUCGAUUCCUGAUGUGGAAGAGUAUAUCUGCAGCGAACUGAUUCAUUCGCCAUCUCCCACUUCUCGUCGGGUUGGCGUUCCCCCUCCAAAGACACGACCUUCGGUGUCAAUACCUCAAACACUUGCACGGUCGCGUCGACAGGUCCAGAUCUUCGACUCGCAACCCCUCGCCAGUCCAGGCAGCCGAAGCAGUGGUCUCGGGAGUCAUAGUGGCCCUAAUAGCGUCAGCAGCAGCUACGUUUCCCCCAUGCAAAUGUCACAUAUGGCCAAGUAUGGUGUGAAUGGGCUCUCGUCGAGCGCUCCAAAAGUCCCAAGUGGACUUUCAACAUCUGCUCCCCGAAACCUAGUCCCUGUAUCUUCCAAAUCAACCCCCGUCACUGCUGCUUCGUCACAUGCCAAUUCUCCCAUCUCACCGCCUUCUACCUCCUCCUCGUCGUCGUCCAUAUCGUCCACACCCUUUACUGCGGCAGACUCGGUGAACACUCCCCCCACUUCACUAUCGAAUUCCUUUGCAAGCGCUAUGGUUGGUCUCUUGCAGGCGACCAAAGAGCCCGGCAAGAGUAAAGCUGUGUCAUUGAACUCGACGUUCAAGGAGCCAGCUGGCCUGCCCAUGAAGAACAAACGGCAGUCCGUCAUGGAGUCGGAGUUGGAAGAUGCCCUCUCAACUUCAUGGAAAGAGAAGCUUGGUUUGACCUCGGCAUCACUAUCACACAAAGCAAACUCUUCCAUCAGUGCUAAACCCAAGUUACCGAGGGGACAUACUAGGUCAAGCUCAGGCAUAUCUGUUUCUAGUUCUUGGAAGGAUCCGGGUCUUUCAGCGCCAGCGCCUGCUGUUGUUGUAUCUGCCGUUGUGCGAGCAGAUGGCGAGCAACAAGGCGACUACUUCCAGCUUGCGAAUAGUCUUUCUGAAAGCCAGGCACCUACCCCUGCCUCGUCACAGAGCUCUUCUGCAACUGUCACGAAAGCCCAUCCAUCUCCAAAUCUAGAUUCACAGCCAGGCAAAGCGGCGAUCAAAGUGUCGAAUCCCAAUCCUUCCCUCCUCUCCCAAACAGCCCCACGGACGCGAACAACUGUAGCUGCCCAUGGCGUACUACGUGUUUCGCCACCUUCCUCCCAUAUUUCACAACUAUCUGCUCAUAUGCAUGUCCAUGCCCCGCCCCCGUCUCCCUCAAAUGGUAGAGUCGAUAGAACAUCAUUGCCGCUUUCUCCUUCGUCUGCCACAUCUCUGACACCAACUGCAGCAAGCCCUCCAAUGGCAAGCCCUCCAUCUGAUUUACCUCUUCCUCAUCUUCAUACUCCUGCCUUGGCAUUACCUCAACCUCGACCGCCUCUUGCUCCACAAAUAUCCGUCAAGAUUGCCGACCUAGGCAAUGCCACUCCUUCGAAAAAGCAUUUCACGGAGGAUAUUCAAACGCGUCAAUACCGAUCUCCUGAAGCCAUCAUUGGCCGCAAAGAUUGGGGCACACGGGCUGACAUAUGGAGUGUGGCCUGCCUGGUGUUUGAACUCCUCACGGCCGAGUUCCUUUUUGAUCCUCAAGGCCAGAUCGACUUAUUCACCAAAGACGACGAUCAUAUGGCACAGAUCAUUGAGCUACUCGGCGACUUCCCGCUUGAGGUGAAAAUGGGCGGGAAAUAUAGUCAUGAGCUUUUUGAUUCAAGCGGCUCGCUCCGAUACAUCAAAACGCUCAAGCCUUGGCCCCUGCAGCGUGUCAUGACCGAGAAAUAUCUUUGGAGUGAUGACGAUGCGGCAGUUUUAUGCACUUUUUUGGAGCCGAUGCUGGCUGUCGACCAUCGAAAUCGUGCCAGUGCCAAAGACAUGCUUGACCACCGAUGGUUGGAAGUUUUGGAUGUGGAUGAUGAUGCGGUGGGUGAAUGGUGA
Molecule: messenger RNA, 2478 nt
Organism: Mycena indigotica
Lineage: Eukaryota; Fungi; Basidiomycota; Agaricomycetes; Agaricales; Mycenaceae
Product: CMGC/SRPK protein kinase
Exons: 5
Coding region: 1-2478 (825 amino acids)
Biological process (GO): regulation of mRNA processing; spliceosomal complex assembly; protein phosphorylation
Molecular function (GO): ATP binding; protein kinase activity
Source: RefSeq, a predicted model, not a curated record